UCGACGGUCAUCAUCUACUUGGACCCACAAGUGCUAGUCUAUUAGUUUUCACUCCAUAUUAAGAAACCCCCAACUCAACAAGACCUUGUCAACUUUUGAUUAAACACAAGUUUAAUAAUUAAAACAAGCUUAUCGCGUAACACAAGACAAGAAGUUGACGUGAUAUAUUAGUCAUUUCGAGUUCUCCAGUCCGUGAACCGUGUCACGGCGAAAGAAGGAGUUUAUCAGCGUCAAAACGGGAGUCUAUUUUUGUGGGUGACAACCAGCAUAGAAAAUUAGAAACCCAGCAAGACCGUAGCCGAGUUUUGUUCUGCUCCGUCACCAUGUGAUUUUCUGCGACCUCCAUCCUUCUCGCUGUCUAGCUCUGUAACUGUGUUGUUCCUGUUUUGAUUUUCUUUCUUUUCUUUAUUCUUGAAAGGACCAGAACUGAACCAGAAAACCCAUUAAAAAAGCUCAACAAGAAAGCAACAAUAUACUAAUUGUAUUGUUUUUAUUUUUUUUAUUAGGCGCAAAAACGAAACACCAACAAACCCAAGUCUCCAAUCAGUAUUCCUUAGUCUCCACUUCAUCUCCCAACCAAAAACGAAAGACCCUUCUCAACUGCUAGCAAAGAAACAAUCUUUUCAUGUUCCAAAAAUCUUCUCUUAAAUUGGAGAAAUGGUGGAGUUCAAGAAACCCACCAGGAAGAAUACGGGGUUCUUUGUAAAAAUGAAACUUGCACACAGGCAUGGAAGGCUGCAACCACAGCAGGAGAAAAGCAAUCCCUGUUUCAAAUAUUACAAAUGGCUUCUGUGGGUUUCUCUUUCUCUUUAUUUCUUCAGCUCUUACUUCAUCAGCUAUAAGCCUAUUCCUCUGUCCAAAACCCAAUAUUUCUCCAAAUCUACCGUGGUUUCUCGUGCCCUCUUUGAAUCUACCAACUCCACAUUCCUUCAACAGCCCGACAACCAUCAAGCUUUGUUGAAGGAUUUGAAGAUAUAUGUCUACGAAUUGCCAUCGAAAUACAACACGGACUGGCUAGCCAACGAGAGAUGCAGCAACCAUUUGUUUGCUUCGGAGGUAGCUAUUCACAGAGCAAUAUCAAACAGCGAUGAUGUACGGACGUUUGACCCUUACGAAGCUGAUUUUUUCUUUGUCCCUGUCUACGUAUCCUGCAAUUUCAGCACCGUUAAUGGGUUCCCUGCAAUCGGUCACGCCAGGUCUCUCCUGUCCUCCGCCGUUCAGCUUAUUUCCGCUAGCUUCCCCUUCUGGAACAGUUCCCAGGGAGCUGACCAUGUCUUUGUUGCCUCUCACGAUUUUGGCUCUUGCUUCCACACUCUGGAGGAGAGAGCUAUGGAGGAUGGGGUACCAGAGUUUUUGAAGAAGUCAAUCAUAUUACAGACUUUUGGCGUCAAAUAUGACCACCCAUGUCAAGACGUGGAGAACUUGGUGAUACCACCUUAUGUUUCUCCGGAAAUUGUGCGCUCAACCCCUCAAAAAGCUCCGUUGACCGGCCGGCGAGACAUUUGGGUGUUCUUUAGAGGCAAGAUGGAAGUUCAUCCUAAGAACGUUAGUGGUCGCUUUUACAGCAGGAAGGUAAGGACGGAGAUAUGGAGGAGGUUCAACGGCGACCGGAGGUUCUACUUGCAGAGGCAUAGAUUUGCCGGUUACCAGUCGGAGAUAGCAAGGUCGGUGUUUUGUUUGUGUCCAUUGGGGUGGGCCCCAUGGAGUCCUAGACUGGUCGAAUCAGUCGCGUUGGGAUGCGUGCCGGUGAUUAUUGCCGAUGGGAUACGGUUGCCAUUCCCCACCACCGUUCCGUGGCCGGAGAUAUCCCUCACGGUUGCGGAAAAGGACGUAGCAAAACUAGGAAGGAUCUUGGAACGCGUGGCAGCCACUAAUUUGUCAACGAUCCAGAAAAACCUGUGGGACCCAGCAGUUAAGCGGGCCUUACUUUUCAACAAUCAAAUACAAGAAGGGGACGCGACGUGGCACGUGCUUUAUGCCCUGGCACAGAAGCUGGAUCGAUCGCAUAGGACUGUGAUGGUUUUGAACAAAUGAGAGGAUGGCACGUGGAUGGUUCUGAUUUGUGGACCACAGAACAGAGAUUAGUGCCGGGCUGCCAGCUAAUACAUCUAUGCUUUUGCCAACGUGGAGUUGCAUGUAAUCAAACAUUAUGGAGUACAGCUGGAUUUUCCGACUGCAUGUAACUGUAGAUGUGGUGGGUUCUACCGUGGCAGAGGUUAAAGUUUUUUUUGGUCACGUGACUUGGUCGCUGAGUUGGCUGACAACGAUUGGUUAAAAAAUGGUAAAUAUAUAUAAAAAAAAAGUUCAUCACUGCAA
Hevea brasiliensis (rubber tree) is the source of this 2316-nucleotide messenger RNA. RefSeq names its product probable glucuronoxylan glucuronosyltransferase IRX7. The record is from RefSeq and is a predicted model, not a curated record. Lineage: Eukaryota; Viridiplantae; Streptophyta; Magnoliopsida; Malpighiales; Euphorbiaceae. The transcript is spliced from 4 exons. Bases 658 to 2034 code for a protein of 458 amino acids. Gene Ontology annotation, molecular function: glycosyltransferase activity.